This is a messenger RNA of Periophthalmus magnuspinnatus, 2719 nucleotides long. RefSeq names its product potassium voltage-gated channel, subfamily H (eag-related), member 6b (gene kcnh6b). The record is from RefSeq and is a predicted model, not a curated record. Lineage: Eukaryota; Metazoa; Chordata; Actinopteri; Gobiiformes; Gobiidae. The transcript is spliced from 11 exons. Gene Ontology annotation, cellular component: membrane. Bases 51 to 2555 code for a protein of 834 amino acids. Gene Ontology annotation, biological process: membrane repolarization during action potential; regulation of ventricular cardiac muscle cell membrane repolarization; potassium ion transmembrane transport. Gene Ontology annotation, molecular function: inward rectifier potassium channel activity.
GUAGAUCUCCUCCAACACCUCGGGUGGAGCUGCUCAGUCCCUCCAAGGUGAUGGACAGAUCUCAAAACGUCACAGAGAAGGUCACUCAGGUGCUUUCUUUGGAGUCUGAUGUCCUGCCUGAGUACAAACUCCAGGUCCCAGAGACAACUCGGUGGAUCUUACUUCACUACAGUCCCUUCAAAGCUUUUUGGGACUGGAUUAUCCUCAUUUUGGUGCUCUACACGGCUGUUUUUACCCCUUACUCUGCUGCUUUCCUCCUGGACGAGCAUGGAGACGUGCGUCAGAGAAGAUGUGGCUACACUUGCAAUCCCUUGAAUGUGGCGGACCUCUUGGUGGAUGUGUUAUUUAUUGUGGAUAUUGUCAUCAACUUUCGCACUACAUAUGUGGAUCAGAAUGACGAAGUGGUGACAAAGCCUGUCCGAAUUGCCAAACACUAUAUGAAAGGCUGGUUCCCUAUUGAUCUGUUUGCAGCAAUCCCAUUUGACCUUCUCAUUUUCCGAUCCGGCUCUGAUGAGAUGGCUACCUUAACAAGUCUUCUCAAAACGGCUCGCCUGCUGCGCUUGGUUCGUGUGGCCAGGAAGCUGGACAGAUACUCGGAGUAUGGAGCAGCAGUGCUUUUCCUACUCAUGUGUACCUUUGUGCUCAUUGCCCAUUGGCUGGCUUGUAUUUGGUAUGCCAUUGGUUUUGUGGAGAGGCCGUAUACAGAGACAGGAUGGCUGGACAAUUUGGCUGAACAGCUGGGCAAGGCCUACAAUGACAGUGACUCCCGUUCUGGGCCAUCGGUCAAAGACAAGUAUGUCACAGCGCUGUAUUUCACCCUGAGUAGUUUGACAAGCGUGGGCUUCGGAAAUGUCUCCCCCAACACCAAUUCUGAAAAGAUUUUCUCCAUCUGCGUCAUGGUCAUUGGAUCCCUAAUGUAUGCCAGCAUUUUUGGGAAUGUGUCUGCCAUCAUCCAGCGUUUGUACUCUGGAACGACACGUUACCACACCCAGAUGCUGCGUGUAAAAGAGUUUAUUCGGUUUCACCAAAUCCCUGGAGGCCUGCGGCAAAGGCUGGAGGAAUACUUCCAACAUGCAUGGUCCUACACCAAUGGCAUUGACAUGAACGCAGUGCUGAAAGGCUUUCCUGAGUCUUUGCAGGCUGACAUCUGCUUGCACCUGAACCGGUCUCUUCUGCAGAACUGUAAAGCUUUUCGCGGAGGCAGUCAGGCCUGUCUGCGAGCUCUGGCAAUCAGAUUCAAAACAGUGCACGCCCCCCCAGGAGACACUCUCAUUCAUUACGGGGACAUUCUGGACUCUCUGUUCUUCGUCGCACGAGGAUCCAUCCAGGUCAUCAGAGACGAUGUGGUUGCUGCCAUAUUAGAAAGGAAUGACAUCUUUGGUGAGCUCAUUUACCUGUAUGAUGAGCCAGGGAAAUCCAACGCUGAUGUGCUCACAGUGUCCUACUGCGACCUGCACCGCAUCCUCAGAGACGACCUGCUGGAGGUGCUGGACAUGUACCCAGGGUUUGCAGACAACUUCUGGAGGAAUCUGGAGAUAACCUUUGAUUUAAGAGAUGCGGAUCAAAUUCCACCAAUAAUAACAGAUGAUUCUGGGGAUGACUGUGGAUAUCAUCACAAAGCAAAGCACAAAAUACACUCUUUAGACUGUCGCAUAAGGCCAGACGGUAUUGAUCACGAGGACUCCUACCAACGACAGUCUUUCCAUCACCAUCACUCUUCCCCUCAGAGCCACUGGGAGGACCGCUGCAGCUGUGGAUCGCCGUGUUCUCAGUCCAGUGAAGAGCUGCCCAAACCCCCUGCGCAUGGCCCCAAAGUAGAGCUGUACACCCCAGAUGACUCUCGACUGGACUUCUCCCCAUCAGUGGGCAGGGAGGCGGGACUAGAUAGAGGACACCAAGGGAUGUAUCAGAUCUGGCCAGAGCAUCAGUCACAGCAGUUCUCCAGUCGUCAGUGGAGGUCCUCCUCUGUUCGUCACACAUACCACCCCCCACCUUUCACAGAAGAACGGCCCAGUGAACUGGAGUCUCGCCUUGAGGUGCUACAUUCUCAACUCAACAGACUGGAGACAAGAAUGACGGCGGAUAUUAACGUGAUUCUGCAGCUGUUGCAGAGGCAGAUAGCCCCUGUGCCUCCAGCCUAUAGCACAGUGUCAUCCAGCACCAUACCGACUGACUCCACCGGCCUUUACGGCACUGGGACUCCAGUAUUGCACUCCAUCUACCCCAUCUCCCCCAUACAGCUCAGCAGCAGGAUACCUACUGAGAGUUCAACACAGACUGAUCUUAAAUUUACAAAGAAGUCCCAGGAGUCUUUUUCCAGUGGGAUUCACGUGACGUCAGAUGACACCAUGUCCGUGAUGGCCACCCCUGAAACAGAGACCCAUAGAGCACUGGCCUCACAGCUACCUGAGUCCUCAGGUGUGUCCUCUCUUUUGGACAAUCCCAGGCUGAGUGACAGUUUGCGCUACCCAUCACUACCUGGAAACCUGGACCUCACCUCUGGACUGAGCGAUAUGCAGAAGCACCUCUCAGACCCAGUGCUACCCGUCACCUGACAUCUGCUGCCACUGUCACAUCUGUAGUGGAAUAAACUGCUGCUAGCACACCUGAUGGUGGGACAAGCUCUUUGGAUCCACUAUUGGACAUGACCAAGUUGUCCUUGCUUGUACAAGACCAGAGACUGUGUGAUUUGAACUUUGAACUUUUAUUCCUAAUAUAC